This is a messenger RNA of Aspergillus costaricaensis CBS 115574, 741 nucleotides long. RefSeq lists its product as uncharacterized. Lineage: Eukaryota; Fungi; Ascomycota; Eurotiomycetes; Eurotiales; Aspergillaceae. The transcript has 2 exons. The coding region runs from base 51 to 692 and encodes 213 amino acids. The record is from RefSeq and is a predicted model, not a curated record.
CUUCAUCCCAUCCCAUCCUCCCUACCAUCAAAAAAAGAAAUACCCCCAAAAUGGACCCAGAACCACCCACAGCAGACCCCUCCAACCCCCCCGUAAUCAACUACAUUCUCUCCUUCCUUCUAGUCGGGGUAGCUUGGGGUUUCACCACCCCUUUCAUCCGGCGCGCAGCCGCGGACUUUGCAGCCCGGCAGCAACAAAACCAGCAAGACGAUACCAACAACAUCACCACCAACAAUGAUGAAACCAAUGUCCCCCUAACCCCUGUUUCCCCGGAAUACACCGACGAAACACGCCCCGAGGAUGCACGGGGAGAAGAAAGCGAGGAAGAUAAUCCUCCCCCAGCUAGCCACCAAGAACAGCAGCAACAGCAACAUCAACCAGCAUGGAUGCAGCAGCAGAAACAGCAAUCCUGGCUCCGCAAGAAAAUCACCACGUUAUUCUGGACAGUUGUUAAUCUGCUUCGCACUCCUGCUUAUUCGAUUCCCCUGGUGGUGAAUUUGACCGGGAGUGUGUGGUUCUUUUUGUUGGUGGGGAAGCAUGAGUUAUCAUUGACUGUCCCCCUCGCCAACUCCAGUGCGUUUCUGUUCACGGUGUUGGGCGAAUGGUAUGUUGAGAGGAAGGUCAUUGAGCGGGAGACGUGGUUGGGGAUGGCGUUGGUGUUGGGUGGGAUUGCGGUUUGUGUUAUGGCUUAGUUUUUUUUUUUUUUUUUCUUUUAACUAGCUAGUUAUUUGAUGGAUUUGU